This is a messenger RNA of Hyaloscypha bicolor E, 2379 nucleotides long. Its product is annotated as DNA repair helicase. Bases 1 to 2379 code for a protein of 792 amino acids. The record is from RefSeq and is a predicted model, not a curated record. Gene Ontology annotation, biological process: nucleotide-excision repair; transcription by RNA polymerase II; positive regulation of mitotic recombination. Gene Ontology annotation, cellular component: nucleus. The transcript has 8 exons. Gene Ontology annotation, molecular function: damaged DNA binding; hydrolase activity, acting on acid anhydrides, in phosphorus-containing anhydrides; DNA helicase activity. NCBI's taxonomy places the organism in Eukaryota, Fungi, Ascomycota, Leotiomycetes, Helotiales, Hyaloscyphaceae.
AUGAGGUUCAACAUCGAUGAUUUGCCGGUGUUAUUUCCCUAUCCAAGGAUAUAUCCAGGGACGCUCGAUGCAGGAGGACACUGUGUAUUGGAGAUGCCCUCGGGCACAGGUAAAACUGUGUCUCUCCUCUCACUAAUCGUGGCCUAUCAGCAAUAUUACCCUGAGCAUCGGAAGUUGAUAUACUGCUCACGGACUAUGUCAGAGAUUGAGAAAGCUUUAGCGGAGUUGAAAGCAUUAAUGAAGUAUCGAGAAGAGCAACUGGGGCAUAAAGAAGAUUUCCGUGGGCUCGGCUUGACGAGUCGUAAGAAUCUCUGCCUCCAUCCUUCCGUCAAACGAGAAAAAAGCGGCGCAAUAGUGGAUGCCAGAUGUCGAAGUCUCACAGCCGGAUUUGUGAAGGAGAAAAAAGAUAAGGGGGAGGAUGUCCCGGUGUGCAUUUACCACGAUAACCUUGACCUUUUGGAGCCGCACAAUUUGAUACCCAAUGGAGUCUGGACUUUAGAUGGGCUGAUGAGGUAUGGUGAACAGCAUAAGCAGUGCCCGUACUUCACAUCAAGGCGAAUGAUGUCUUUCUGCAACGUGAUCAUCUAUUCCUAUCAUUAUCUUCUCGACCCUAAAAUUGCAGAGAGGGUGUCAAAAGAGCUCUCCAAAGAUUGCAUAGUCGUGUUCGACGAGGCACACAACAUCGACAAUGUCUGCAUCGAGUCGUUGAGCACGGAUAUUACUGAGGACUCCCUGCGAAAGGCAACUCGAGGCGCCCAUAAUCUUGAGAAUAAGAUCGCAGAAAUGAAGGAUAGUGAUGCGGGUAAGUUGAAAGAUGAAUAUGCGAAACUUGUAGAGGGCCUGAGGGAUGCGGAUGAAGCACGUGAGGAGGACGCAUUCAUGUCAAACCCAGCAUUACCUGAUGAUCUUCUAAAAGAAGCUGUCCCGGGAAAUAUCCGACGAGCAGAACAUUUCGUAGCCUUCCUGAAACGCUUCGUGGAAUAUCUCAAGACACGAAUGAAAGUCCGCCAGGUCAUUUCGGAAACACCUCCCUCUUUCCUGGCCCAUCUGAAAGAGUACACAUUUAUCGAGAAGAAACCUUUACGAUUUUGCGCUGAACGACUCACCUCACUUGUCCGAACUCUCGAGUUGACCAACAUCGAGGACUACCAACCCCUUCAAGAGGUAGCUACAUUUGCAACCUUAGUAGCCACUUAUGAGAAGGGCUUUCUGCUCAUCUUGGAGCCAUAUGAAUCCGACACCGCCGAAGUGCCAAAUCCCGUCCUCCAUUUCACAUGCCUAGAUGCUGCAAUAGCCAUAAAACCUGUGUUUGACAGAUUUAGCUCUGUCAUUAUUACAUCCGGUACCAUUUCGCCUCUCGAAAUGUACCCGAAGAUGCUCGGUUUCACAACGGUGGUGCAGGAAUCAUACAGCAUGACCCUCGCACGCCGCUCUUUCUUGCCAAUGAUUGUUACACGCGGGUCGGAUCAAGUCGCAAUCUCGUCUGGAUUUCAAGUUCGAAAUGAGCCGUCUGUGGUGCGAAAUUAUGGUCAUCUACUCACGGAAUUCUCCAAACUGACGCCUGAUGGCAUGGUCGUUUUCUUUCCAUCAUACCUCUACAUGGAAUCCAUUAUUAGUAUGUGGCAAGGAAUGGGAAUUCUUGAUGAAGUCUGGAAGUACAAGCUCAUUCUCGUCGAAACGCCUGAUGCGCAAGAGACAUCCCUUGCACUGGAGACAUAUCGCACGGCCUGCUGCAAUGGGCGUGGGGCCAUACUUCUAUGUGUGGCAAGAGGAAAAGUCAGUGAAGGAAUCGAUUUCGACCAUCAGUAUGGACGUACCGUGUUGUGUAUUGGGGUACCAUUCCAAUACACGGAAUCCAGAAUCCUCAAAGCGCGACUCGAAUUCUUGCGCGAGACAUAUCGCAUUAGAGAAAAUGAUUUCUUGUCAUUCGACGCGAUGAGACACGCCGCUCAAUGUCUGGGUCGCGUUCUGCGAGGCAAGGAUGACUAUGGUAUUAUGGUCCUGGCCGACAGGAGAUUUCUGAAGAAGAGGACGCAGCUGCCGAAAUGGAUCAAUCAAGCAUUGCUCGAUGGGGAAGUCAAUUUGAGUACUGAUAUGGCUGUUGGAGCGGCGAAAAAGUUCCUAAGAAGUAUGGCGCAGCCUUUCAAGCCCAGCCAUCAAGAGGGUAUCAGUACGUGGAGUCUUAAGGACCUGGAGAACUUUAAGGAAAAGCAGGAAGAGGAGAGUAUCCGGACUUUAAGAGAGGCACAAAAAGAUGACGGCGCCGAACCAAUGGAUGGAAUUAGAAAUGGUAACGAGGAAAUGACCGCGAAGGAAGAUGAGUUUAGCUUUGAUGAUGAUGAAUUGGAGGCUUCGAUGAUGGAGCUGGACGGCCACUGA